This is a messenger RNA of Amoebophrya sp. A120, 21641 nucleotides long. Lineage: Eukaryota; Dinophyceae; Syndiniales; Amoebophryaceae. The record is from the annotation of a GenBank genome assembly.
UACGAAAAUAUCUAUUGUAAAGUUGUGCUGUACUACGAAAAGAAAAGCGAUUUAGAAGCGACGUUUCGCAGUCGGUUGUUUAUUUCCUUUCCUCGAGGAGAGCAACAACCGCGAGCGCACUCUACUCUCGAAACGAAUCAAGAAAGAAUGUCCACCGCGGCAGAAACUACCACUCUGCCACGACCAGCUUCUAGUUCUACUUCGGGACGAGAGGACUACUACAACACGGAGAACACCGACGACGACAAGAAAUUGCAAAUGGAACCGCUACAUCAAGAGAAUAUAGCCAGCACUGAGAACGACGACGGCACCGCUGCUCUCGGGACGGGGGCAACGCCGCAGCAGCAGCAGGAUUCUGGUGCCGACAAGGAGCCCGAGCUCAAGACCUCCGACCGACAUAUUAGUACAGAAACCGGGAAAAAUUUGUGCAGUGAGAUCGCGAUCACUUCUGACGGGCAGCAGGAGCAGGAACUCCUUUCGGCUAUCAUCAACUCUGAUGACGGCCACGGAGCUACUUCUACUCGUGCUUCUAUGAUUCCUCUGGAUACUCACGCGGUCUCCGGGGGCGAAGGAGCACCACCAGCUGCCCACCUCGACCAGGAAAUCAAAGACGCGAUUCAACACGCGUCGUCCCCCGAUCUGGCACAUGAUCAACAUCGCGAAGCUGCAGUACAGCUCGAGAUGUCGACCACCUCUUCCUGUGAGAGCAAAGUGAUCGAGACUUUGGACGCAACUUUGGGGAUCCUGGGAGAGGUGGUGUCGGAGGACGAAAUGCUACUAGAGGACGAGGACGAGUAUGUGGAUGAAAAUCAGGAUUGCAACUGCAGUUGUCCGGGUACUAGAAACGCCGAAUUCGAGCCCGAAGAGCGUCAAGCUUGUUUCUCGUCGCAGCUCCGCCACGAUGAAAUUAUGGCAGAUGAAGUUGUAGGUGACCUCCAGCAGGAUCAUGACCUUCGCCACACGGGAGGUCUUGACAGCAAGGCGCCUUUGGUGCCAUGCUCCCUCCCGCCAGCAGCUGGGCUUGUAGUUGCACGGGACCGGGAGGACGACGAGGAUAAAGAAGAAAAGGCUCUUAUUUCAUCAGAUUGUGAUAAAAAUCCCAGUGCUAGAAACAACUACGCAGAAGAACAACCAGAAGGCAACGCUAGCUCUGCUCCACCUUGUUCCGCGCUGAGCUUGAAGCUUGUGCCCGUACCCCACAACCAACGGGGAGUGGUGCAACAAGGUAACAUCAUCAAUGCAGGGAUGAUGUCGAACGGCGCCGCUGGGGCGGGAGCGGAAAAUUAUACGGGUGUCGUCGCACCAGCGCAUGCGAAUCAGACUAUCGCUCCGGGGGCGGAGGACGAAGAAGACGAGUUGGCAGAUGGUAACUAUUCAGUCGUUGCUUCACAAGCACUGUAUGACAGAUUGGAUUUCAUUCUCGUCAAUGCGCAUCGUGCAUGUGACAUUCCUUAUUUCACACCUUUGUUUUUUUGCAUGCAAUCAAAAUGAAAAAUGCAGAUGAGUACGCCCCGGUCGAUGAGAUUAAUUACGAAGACCCGAUUAUCCUGAGUAAAAACGUACCCACACCAUAGUCAAGAUGGGGAAUCGGCUAGACAAAUCCACAGGUUUUGGCUGUUUUGCAUCACAAAUUUGGAUUCGUAGUGUAGUGCUGUUUGAGCUAGCUCAGCAGCAUCACAGACCUAGCACACCAUGCUGAUUGGAGCAUGACAAAUUGCAAAACACGACUAGAAACUGCUUCUCAUGGGGCUCCGCAUGAGAAACAUUUUCAGCAUGCAGAUUUGCAUUACAACUCUGGUGUGGGUACGUUUUUACUCAGGAUACCGAUGCACACGCUGCUGAACUCGAUUAAUGAAUUCAUCGAAAAGGCUGAUCAUCACGGGAAAGGGGUAUUCGUAUUUGUUUUCGUUUUUAUGCUGUUGCUGCAUGACUCCUGAGCAGGUAAAUGUUAAUGUUUGUAGACACGACCGAUGCGUGAAUGUGUGAUCCAAGUUGUGAAUGCGCACUUUUUAACCGUAAAAACUACAUCGCAGCACCCGCACCGCCAGGGCGUCCCGCCACGCUAUGGCGUUCUCAAAUGUUUCAUUCUCAACUGUUACAUGAUUUGUCAUGCAAAAUGACCAUGAUCCGCAAGACGAUCAAGCUGCUUCGCAUGACAAGUCAUCGAAUGGCUAAACAGCAUCUAAAUCCGUGCCAAAUUUGUGAUGCAAGACUUGCAAGCUUUCCCCUUUCCCUAUUGCUGGCUUUGCAUGACAAAUCCAUGUAACAGUUCAGAAUGUAACAGUUGAGAACGCCAUACACGCCUCCCCCAGCUCGGAGGGGGUCCGUAUCAACGCCUGCGCGACCGUGGUGCCUCUCUGCAAGACCUCCGGCACCGCGCAGCCAGCGAUGCGAGCAGCAACGGGUUUCUGCUGUCGGGUUGUAGUUCUGGUGGUCAACAUCAUCCUCCAACUGGCCAUCAUGGUGAUGCUGGACCACAUCUUGUUCAUCUGCACGAUCACAAGAACACCAGCAACACGACCAGACUUCCACAAUAUCACCGGGUUUCCAUCGGAAGCCACAACCACAACGCCCAGCAGAAGCUCCGGCUGCGUCUGGGUUGUAGUUCUCGGGGGCAGUCGCGAGACGAGGAAAAUAUGCUGGAUACGAUCUUGUCAAACGCGACGAGCAUCUUCGAGGGCGGCUUCGACGACACGUCGAACGGCCCUUCUUGUCGCUACUCCAUCCAGCUUGUCAUCCCCAAAUCCGACGUGACAUUGUUUACUUUGCCGGUAUAAUUAAGCCGAUCAUUUUGCUGCAAUUUACUAGGGACGAGUGUGGUCGACGUGUCUAUUUUUUUCAUCUAGUAAUAGCAUUCCAUAUAGUACUUCUCACACUCCUGAUGUAGACGUGGUUGUGGAGGUACAUAAAAAUCCAGUUUCAAAUCUUCAACAUGUCGUGAAAUAUCUAUAUCAUUCACAGGUUUUGGAAGACAUGCGGUUGAAAGCGAAUGCCACCCGCGUCGCCUUUCUGCCCCAGGAAGUAGAUUCGGAAUCCCCACGCAGACUGGCGAUUGGCGGUAUAGUUUCUGCUUCGUGAUGCUCAUGCUUUAGUGCGAAAUUAUAGCAAUUCGAAUUCCCUUAGCAUUCCGCUCCAAGAAAAAUGGAGCUCGACUAUUUACUUGUACAUUUUUUUGCUCAACAGUUGGGGUGGUCUUUGGAUAAAACCAAAACUCGAACUACACAAAAAACAAUUAUAGGUGACACGACCGAGAACAUUACCCGUGCAAUCCAGCAGGUGUUCACCCUGUUGCAAGAAUUUGUCGUCAAAAUGAAGAUGGUUAUGCCGGAAUUGCAACUCGGGACGGGCAUGUUUGACAGCAGUGGAAGUGCUGGCCACCACAAGCACGACAAUUACCUCGAUGGGGAGAGUAGAGAGCACAUCUUGAUGUCCAUCGAAAAGUCCACCAACACGAUCUUGACGCUCGAGCACGUCCACAGUCCGAGCUCCCUGCGGCAUGACGUGGCGGGAUUUGGCAUGGCGGAUGAGCUGCUGGUCAUUGACGGGGAUUUGGACUCCUGCUGCUUGGCGGUGCACAAGUUGCUGUGCGACUAUGUAGCGCCACUGGUAUUGUUGUUGUUCAUCUUGGUCGUCGUGCUGAUGUUACAGACGAAAGCGGGGAACAUUUUAGUCGGACAGAUUUGGUUUUAUAUGCGUUCCGGUUGACGAGAACGUAGUUGACGUUCACGUUGUAAGUAACAUGAUUUGCUUUUGUUUGAAAAAAUCACCACAGGGCGGCUGCGGCGGCUCGGAGUAUGACAUUCACUCACCCAUGGGGCACCAGAAGUCCCCGACCGGGUCCCCAAACAGCAUCCGCCGGCUCUGGGCACAGCAGCGCGCGAUGUCCGAGCACGGCGGGGGCGGGGGCGAUCCGGUGUUGUCGUCUCGGGGUGCGUAUGAACUGCAAAAGUAUCGUACUAGUAGAAAUCGCAUGACAAAUUCACUCAGCAUGAGAAAUGGAGUUUGUCAUGCUGUUUUAACGUGGGAUGGAGAUUUGUAAUGCGUGACUGUGAUUACUACAAGUGCGAUACUUUUGCAAUGCAUAGCGCGAGCGGCAGAAGCAUGCCGCAUCAACAUCUUCGACGUGGUGGGGACGACCACGACCAGCACCGGGACAAUUUUCACAGGGGCGGUGGUCGUGGAAACAAUUUUAAUUUCCACCGGGAGCAUCAUGGAGGUGAUCAUCUUCCAGGAGGUAGUUCAUCUGCGGCCCACGACCAUGAUGUCCACGGAGUUGGACCUCCGAGCGCUGGUGUAGUUCCACAGACCAGAUCCACGUUUCCGUACCCCGGAGCAGAUGCAGCGCACCGGGACGUCGAAAACAGGUUGUACCAUCCUAGUAGAGCAGACCGCCACGGCGGACGGCACGACCGUGGCGGCCCCGCGGCCCCAGGUGGAGCACUCCACCACCUUCGGGGUGAGCAGUUAGGACACCAGCAGCUUUCGGCCGUAACAGGGAGUUUAGACCACCAGCAGCUUUCGUCCCGGGCUGGUGUGCUGGAUCAUCACCACCUGGACCACCAUAGCCUUCCUCGUGAUCAUGAUUAUCUGCACGACCGAGUACUAGAUCAGCAUCACCCGCCACACAGCACGACGGCACGUGACCACCAUUUUCCCUUCGACUCACACCACGAAGACCGUAUCAAUAAAUCGUCGUUCUUCAGUAACAGCCUGAAGAUGGACAGGUCGCUGGCGGGACGCAGUGGCUGUCCUCCGCCUGCAGGAACUCAACAACUACAUCUCGGAGAGCGAGAGCAGGCCGCGGGCCAUAAGAGCAAGUAUCCACCAACUUUGUUGCAGCUGGAUCAACAUCGUCCCCAACAGGAUCACCACCGGGGAGGUGAUCAGCAGGAGCAGUAUCCUUACGACGAUCUUCAAAACGCUGACCAAGACCACCGCUACGGUGCAGGACUGCCGCGACGGACCGGGCCGCCACCUGGAGUUGUAGUCCAAGGCGGACAUCAUCAUUCGACACAACAUGGAACUACGACACCCGGUUGCUCCACCCACCGUGCAGCUCCUACGCCGCGCCAGAAGAUGGCCGUGGUGGAGCAGCUUCCGCAUGACACCUUUGGAGCCGCAGGACCUCACAGUACGGGGCACGAUCAACACAACUCCAGGACCAGAUCCAGAACGCCACCAGGUCUUCAACAUUUUCAUUCAGACCACUCGACGUCCCAUUUGUUGAGUAGAACCCGUUCUGUGCGUAGUGAUCAUCGCGGAGGAGUCGGUAAUAUUGACCUGGAUCAUGCUCGCUCUAGUACUACGCCCGCGGCUGGUGCGCACCAGGGAAGUGGUGGACUGGCGCAGCAUAAUCCAGACUCGAUGCAGUUCGGGUUGCUGUGCGGGCAGCGAGCAGGAGGAGGUGCUGGGACGACGACCAGCGCUGCUGCAUAUGCAUUGCAAAAGUAUCGUACUAGUUAUAAAUUGCAUUGCAAUAAAUUUUCUCAGCAUGAAAAAUUGAAUUUGUCAUGCUGUUUAACCUUGGAAAGGAGAUUUGUAAUGCAUAACCGCAAUUGCUACGAGUAUCAGAUACUUUUGCACAGGAUACUGCACGACGAGGUGCAACUACUACAGGGACGACGAGCAGCAGACUUCGGAGUCGCAGUCCAACGGCAAGUUCUGCGGUGGGAACUACAGCUCCUGCAAAGACCGGCAUCAGGAGCCCACCGGCGGUACAAUUGGUGGAGCCGAAUCCGAAUACCAUCACAAUUUCCGGCGGAAAUUCUGGCACCGCGUCCCAUCCCAUUGUGAUCCGGGCUUUGGACCAGCCUGCAGCUGCUGCUUUGGGUAGCCCAGCUGGCGCGGGAGGAGGAGCAGGAGGGGGUAACUCUGCAGUUCUUGCUGGUGCAGCUUCUGCAGCUGGAGGUACCACAGCAGGACCGCCAUCCGCAUCUUCUGCUACCACAUCAACUACCGCCGCUGCCUCUAGUACGACCCCGGGCAGCAGCAUCCAAAACGCAGUUGUGGUUGCUCCGCUGCUAUCAAGUUGUAGUGCAACAGCUGCACAACCGACGGCGUCGAUUUCCGCUGCGACGACCAGCACGACGGGCGGGCUGUUGCCCCAGCAGCAGCUCCCCCAGGACAUCACGGUGCUGCAGGAUAUGCAUCGCAAAAGUAUCUUCGUACUAGUAGAAAUAGCAUUACAAACUUUUCCAGAAGGAAGUAAUGGAAUUUGUAAUGCUGAAUGAGCUAUAGGAACCAGAUUUCUCAUGCACCAUGGCUGCAAUUACUACGACUACGAUACUUUUGCAAUGCAUACAGGAACGGGACUUGCAACUGGAGGAGACGCCGUACUUCUGGCGGUUUUUCACACCGCCCGAUAUUGUGAGGAAAAAUCCCCCCUCUCCAUACCAGAGCGGGAUACUUCUCAAAAUUUGUGAUGCUGAUUUGAGGUCACAAAUGCAAAUCGUCUCUGUAUUGCAAGAAGACAAACAAAAAACCCCGCCGCGUUCUGCAGGCAAUUUCUAAUGCUGUGCGGCCUACAGAGAAUGCCCCUACCUUGCUAGGCGCCUUCUACGCAAAAACAUCCCUAGUCCGGCUUUGUAUCUGUCUGCAGUCCUCUACUGCAAGACAAAGCCGAUUUGUGUACACAAAUCCCGCAUUACAGAUUUCCAUUUCGAUAUUGGGUGGGGGAAUUUUUCCUUUUGAUACCCGACUCCAUGUUGAUGCUUUUCAAGGAGACGUCGCAGGUCAUGUACCACAAUGGGGAGGUGAUCACGAAGCUGUGCCUCAUGCUCCCCAAAUCCCUCGUAUGAAAUGCAAAAGCAUCGUACGUAGUAUAAAUUGCAUUACAAAUUCGCUCAGCAUUACAAAUGAAAUUUGUAAUGCUGUUUUACCUUAGGAAAGAGAUUUGUCAUGCAUAAUAGCAAUCACUACGUGUGCGGUACUUUUGCAGGUCAUACCUCGCGCAGGCCAACAAAAAGAACCUGCAGCAGGUGAAGCAGCAAUCCGGGAUCCGGGUCAUCUCCGUCAACGUCUUGAACGGCAUCACUUUGCUGCAGCAAGAACUGUUUCCGGUCUACUUGCAAGGUACCGUGCAGAACAUCUCCGACGCGAUUCCCUUGAUCUACGCGCCGGCGGCCGAACUGAAGAACGGCAAGAUUGUGGUGUACGCUUUGCUUCCGGAGCGCGUACUGCAAAGUUUGUUUGUCGUGCAAAAUACUGGCGCAACUCCUGGCACGUCGUCGACCGCUGGAAGUACUAGUUGUGCUGCUAGUAAUAUUAACGCGGCGAACAAUGCGGGCACCACGUUCCUGCCCGAAGUCAAGGACAUCGCCGGCUUGCUGUCUCUGAACGUCUGCAAGCGCCUGGAAAUGGAAAAGUUGGCGAACACGCACCGGUUGCUAGCUUGGUCGGGGUAUCCUGUGCAAAAGUAUCGUACUCGUACUAAUUGCAUUCAUGCAUUACAAAUCUCUUUCUCAAGGCAAAUCAGCAUUACAAAUUCAAUUUGUAAUGCUGGGUCAAUUUGUAAUGCGAUUUAUACUAGUACGAUGCUUUUGCAUUGCAUACGGGGACCACGGGAGCCAUUGCCACGUCGUUUUCCAAGUGUCUGCAGAAGAUCAAUGUAUAGAAAGUGUAUACUGAUUUGCGGUUGCUGAUGUGUUUCUAAAGUAACUUUGUCCCUUUGUGGUGUUGAAACUCGAAAGACCAAGAUUUUUGUACGAAAAAAUGAUAAGAAGGAACAAAAAGAAGAUGAUCUGGACGAAAUACGACUAUCAAAUAAAAUGACAAACACAAAACUUCAUCUUCAGACCGAGUCCCUUCGCAUGUACAAGGAGCGCGAUCGCCAGGCCGAGGCAGCCAAGGCACGUAAGCAGUUUGCGCGGCCGCAUUCGCAACGGGUGAUGCCGAUGCGCGAUGAGAUGCUGGACGGGGAACCGUUCAAGCCGAAGUACGGUUCAACAUCUGGUGGCUCUUUCAACAGGGAAAGUACGAACCCGAACUUCGUGUUGCUAGGGGGGGACGGAAGCUGUAACAACGUCGCCGCUACUGCUACGUCGAGUGCGGCAGUGGCGGGAACUAGUACUACAGGAGCUGCCUCUACUAUUGGACAGAAUCUCCUUCUUCAGAGUGGUUCUACUAUUACUCAGCGGCAUCAACAGCAGACAUCAACUCUGGUGACGUCGUCCUCCCAACAAGCUGGUGGACAACCACAAGCGACAGCGACCAUCUUCCAAGAUCCCAAUGGCACGGCAGCUCCGGGGGUGCAAGUGCGACACGAUCAGCCAGGAGCCGUUCAUCUUUCCGCUGCCGUCGGCUCCACGAGCAGCCUGCAGAUGAUCAAGCCCCCUCUCGAGCCGGCCCAGAACUUGGAUUUUCUGCAGCAGGCUUUGAUCCAGCAACAGUCUCCGGUGAACAGCAGUCCGCGUCUUUCGCCCUCCCCCGCGGCGUCGCCCCGGAGCUGUGGGCAACAGCAGCAGGUCCGCGACGUUAAGACAAUCACGACCACGUCGUGUGGUACCAUCACCACAAUCUCGCACCACGUGGCCAAGAAGGACACCACCACGCCAAGUCACAUCCUGACGGACGGAAGUUCAGCAAGAACAACUGUCACUCAUAUGAUCACCCUCGAAGACAAAGCUGCCCCCACCGCCCCCUACGAUCCAAGCGCGCCGCCGUCCAUUUCCCUGUCCUCGCUCGAGCACGCCGCGGCGAUUGCCACGGAACAGAAGCACAGCCCGCAGCACGUCGGGACGCGGAACCUGUUGGCCGAGCAAGAGAGUGGAGAGACGUCGGUUUUGGAUACACAGCGAUCACGGAAGAACGGGGAAGAGGUCGUGGCGGUCGAAGCACGACAGCAGGACGAGCAGAAGGAGGGGGCCGGAGGUACAAACACGGUAUCUGAAGAAGUUGCUCUCGAACAAGGGAUCAUCAACAAGAAGCAUUUUCCGUGUGGGGAAGACGAAGAUGCCGCUGCCUGCGCUGCUGGUGCGGGUGGACAUCAUCGUGCUCAAAGCAGAAAGGAUAAUAUGCCCAAAAACACAUGCAGUUCGCUUGGCGAAGGCGAUAACGAGCUUCUCAGCAAGGGCAAGAGGGACGAAGAUAGAAACGAAGAUAAAAAAGCAAGUAGUGCUGGAGGAGGUCUGCCUCAGGACGCAAAAAACCAGGAAAAUAAAGUUGAGAAGUGCGCCGGUGAGCAGGAGAAAGCAGCUUCAUCCGGAGCUUCCGGAACAUCAAGCCAAGAGGACGAUUACCUGGCUGACUACCUUUCGCAACUGCUGGCCGACCCGAAUGCACUGGGCACCACGGAUGCCAUGACGGCGGAGAUUGCAAAAAUUUUAGACGCUGAAUACACCACGGAGGUGGACGCGGCCGAAAGUCCACCUUCUGCUGAUGCGGUGGUGGAGACGAAAACCAAAACGCCAACUGCAGAAAAUGUUGCGGAACAACAUCAAGCAGGUUGUACUUCUGAACCCAGUUCGAGUUCCUCGAAUGUUGCGCUAGGUGCUGUUGUGCCCAAUCCUGUUGAGAAGGCAGGAGCAGCUGAUCCCGUUGAGAAGGCAGGAGCAGCUGAUUCUGUUGAGAAGGCAGGAGCAGCUGAUUCUGUUGAAAAGGCACGAGCUUCCGUCGAGAAAAAAGUUGACUCGUCGACCACCGCCAAAGAUGUUGAUGUGGAAAUGAAAGAAGGGGAUAUGGAGCUACAAGAGCCUCCUGCAGCGGCCACGGACUCAUCCUCCCCGGUGGCGGAAGUUCCACAGGGAGCAACAUGCAACACCACUGAGACGACAGUCUCAACCUCUGCGACGACGUCGAAUAAUAAAGUUGUGGAAACUUCUAGUACUGGCGCGGCCACCAGUAAUAUGAUCGAAGAUGCAGCUCCUGCCACGGCCGAGGACGCGCGUGUCACCGAGCCCGACGAAAAGUCUGCUGCCGAAAACGAAAACCUGUCUGCGGCGCAGAGUAUGAUUUCUCUGGAGGGCGAUGCAAACAGGAUGGAAACUAUUGGCGACCUCCAAGACGGCGUCUCCAAGGUCGUUGGAAAUGAAGAUGACAACACUCCUGCGAAAAAAUCUGACUCAGCUGCGAAUUAUGUUGCUAGUGCGAACACCGGUCUUUCAAAAGCGCAAGAGAAGAAUCCCGAGCAGUGCGUUCUUCCGACUGCGACUUGUGCUUCCGAAAUGCAACUUGACGCGGACGAGACGCCCACACCGUGCGCAGGUGCAGAAAUAGUAAAUGUUGCAGAGCAAGAGGUAGAGGACCACGACGGCAUCAAAAACACAAAUGUUGACGUAGCUGAUGUUGUCAUGGAGGAUGCAAAUGAAGCGAUGGAAAACGAAAAGGAAAUAGACGAGCACGAAAGGUUGAAAAGUGGUACGGCUCCUGCAUUUGCAUCUCGAUCUCCGGAAGUAGAUGUUUCCGCCCAGACCGCUUCGAUAGACGAGUCAGAGCACCAACAUCAGUCCCCCCUUCCUGAAGUAGAGGUUAACGUUAACCAGCAACAUCAUGAAGAGGCCGCAGUUUCAUCCGCUUUAUCGUCCAAGGACAUGGAUCUUCACGAGCCGCUGCACCUCGAGUCGUCCACAAGUGACGGGGAAGAGCCAGAGAAUUUGAAAACCGAGGCUGCUACAACGCCGGCCGAGAAGGACGAAUCUCUGGUCGUACCACCUGCACCUGCGAGGAAGGAAGACGGCGAAGAUCUUCAUGGCCAGCAUCCUGCCACACCAGCUCAUAACGACGAUAACGAGGGGACCAACAAGCAGGACAAUCCUGAUGUUGUGGGCACCACGAAAACUAGGAGUGGUGAUGAAGCACCAGCGCCAGAGCAGCUUUUAUCCGCCGCCGGGGAAAGAACUGAUGAUGCUCUUGUCGUGACCACACAGGAGGAGGAGAAAGACCACGAGGCUGCGACUUCUACUGCUGAAGACGCAACGACGGCUUUGGCUGCGGGGGACAAGGACGUCGAGGCUGGUCGUAAGGAGGAUGCAGGUACCGGUACGGAUGUUGUAACAGCUGCCACCACGGUUGUGGUCACUUCCAAUUGUACAACAAGCGAUAGUGCGCCGGCUGCCGCCGAGAUGACCACAACUACUUCGGUAGAAGAUUCCGCAAAGAUGAAAACUGAAGACGCAGAAGCACCACGACAGGAGGCAGGGGCGGGCAGCACAGCGGGUGCAAACAAGGCUGUUGAGGAAAUAACUUGUGCAGAAAGAGGUGUCCUCACGACCGAAAAAAUGCCGCAUUGUUCUGACACGACGAGGACCACGCAAGCCCAAGCGCAGCCAAAGGUUCACUGUGAAUCGUCGCCGUCGCUUCGCGAAGGUGGAGAUGUUGAAGGGAAUAAAAGAACCUCCACAGGAAAUAAUAUUAGCAGCACCUCCUGUGGUAAUGCCGGGACAACUACAUCGCUUGAUGUUCAGAAACAGCAUCAUCCCUGCGACCAAGAAGUAGGACAUCAAAGUGGACAGCUGAACGACACGGAUGACCAACAGCAGCGGGCAGCCAGACAGCAGCACGUGAAGAUAUCAAAUGCAAAAAUGUCUGGGUCUGGAAAUUUGCGAUGCUGAGCCGUGGAUGACUGAAAUAUUUGCCAAUGCAGCCAAGCAUGACAAGUUUGCAGAACGCUCUCUCAUGCUCAGUCCGCAUGAGAAACUGCGCUUUUGUAUGACCAAGGAGGGCGUCUUUUUUGUUAGUCACGCAAUACAGAUUUUACAGGAGUGUAGGACUAGCAUUACAAGUUCCAUGUUUCCAGACCCAGACAUGUUUGCAAUGCAUAAAAGACCGCGGUUUGCAACAUCGCCAACAACCUCGUGCUCUCCAACCAGGCGAAAGCCAUAUGAACUGCAAAAGUGACGUACUAGUAUAAAUUGCAUCACAAAUUGACUUAGCAUUACAAAUUCAAUUUGUAAUGCGGAUUGGCCUUAACAAAAAAAUUUGUAAUGCAUAAACGCAAUUAGUACGAAGCGAGUGCGAUGCUUUUGCACUGCAUGAGCCACGCUGAACAACCAAACGCCCGCGGAGGACGGAAGUUGCAAAGUGUCCAACUCCCCCGCGAACUCCUUUCACUCCGUUUCGUAUCUGCUCUACAAGCUCGACAUUAUGGUUUCCGCAGAGGUGCUGGCCACCCUGCAGAACGAAAUCCCGGCGGCGACCAACCCGAGCGUGACGCCCCGGCCGAAAAUGCUGACUUUGUUGGAGCAGGAAUACCCCGGGACCAAACUCCAACUCGACGCAAAAGUGUACGGUGUGGGCGCCGGCCGGCUCGCGCGAAUUCAGACGUGGUCCCUAUCCACAGUAAAUGAUCUCCUGUACUACACGUUGUACAAAUGCGGUCUCUGCAUGACAAAACUUGGCUUCGAUCCUAGUUCAGCAUGACAGGUUUUACACUUCAAAUCGGUGAAGUUUGUGAUGCAUCUUGUACAUGUACGGGAAAUUUGUAUUGCAUAGUCUCCGUCCGCGGACUACUUCAUCAAAAUCCACCACCGACUCGCCUCCUUGGAGCCGAACAACCGGCGGGUGGCCGCGUGGGCGUUGCCGGAGGUGCCGUUCGCGAAGUCGAUCGUGAGCCAGUGCAACGAGCAGCUGGUCGUUCUGCACUGUCCCAACAACCAUUUACCAGACAACUUGCAGUGCGUGUUGAUCUUGCCGCCAAAGCGGUUCUCGGAAUUGCUGCUCGCGAAAGUCGUCGAGUUGCUGACGAGCUCGCCCCACUGCACGGUGACAAAAAAGAUGGUAGUGCCAACGGCUCCUGCCGGAACUGGUGCAGCUGCAAUAUCAUCGUCGUGUGCGAGUAACCCACCUGGGGACUUGUUGGUUGCGCAACAGGGGAUCAAUACAUUGGCGGCGAAUAAUUCAAAUGGGAAUGCAACUGGUGCCAGCACUUCAUCUACUACACAUGCACUGUCCUGCUCAUCUUCCCAGGUGGUCGUAGCCGCAAACACGCCAAGUUCCAGUACUUCUUCUUGCGCGGCUACUACAAUAUCACACAGAAAAAAACGGGCAGGUCAUAGUUGUAAUGCAAAAAUAAAUAGACAAAAAAAUCUGUCAUGCUUGGCCCCAGAGCAUGCUGUUUCAGAUAUGCAAUGCAGAUUUUUCUGUGUAUUUAUUUUUGCAUUACAAAUAUGCCCUGUCAGCUUUUUUCUGUGGGAUAUACAACUACCUUGGCGAACCGGGCUAAUGCGAACAAGUUCUUGCAAAACUCUGUGGCAUAUCAAAUGCAAAAAUGUCUGGGUGGUCUGGAAGAAGGGAAGUUUGUCAUGCUUGUCUGUCAUGACUCGAGAGUCUGUGUUGCACAGCCACGAGAAGGCCCUCUUGCCUGUCAUGCAAAAACGCAGCUUGCCAUGCGGAAUACGUAAGACAUGACAGCCAAAAAAAUUGUCAUGCGUGGCUGCGUAUUGCUGUGCGUUUAUCAUUCACUUUUAGCAUUACAAGUUUCCAGACCCAGACAUAUUUGCAAUCCAUAUGGCACUCUCCAGUGCGACGACCGGCAGCGCAGCUUCUCUCUGUGGUGGCCCAACGCCAGCGUCGACGGAGCGGUCGACUACCCCGAUGGGGUUGGGUAGCAGUUCGAGCAGCUCUUUGAUGGUGAACAAUAAUUUAGUACUGAGCAACAAACCUUUCCCCGAUCCUGGUGCAGCUUCAUCAGCUUCUAGUAGCACGAAUAUCAAUCCAAACAUGAUUCCGCUAGGCGGAGCAGCGGGCCCUAGUACUUCUGCUCCUGCAGGAGCGCCGUCGACGUCAUUUUUAGCCUCAGCUUCCUCCGGUAGUUGUAAAGACGCCAUGCCAGCACUGCCUCUGCCAGUCGGGACUCUGCAGGAUGGUCCGAAUGGCCCCAUCCCAACGCAACGGACAUUGAAGGGGCACGUAUUGAUUCAGCGGGCCAACGAGAUCGCAAGCCAGCACAACUUUGGAACAACAAGUACGGCGGCUGGUGUUGAGGAGGUGUUUGGCGGCUCAGUGAGUUGUGGUCAGCAUCAACCUGGAACGUCGAUGAAGGGUGGAUUACAGCAGCAGCUACAUGCUGGGGGAAAAUUUGCACACGACCCAAUGCUCCUCAACGGCUGCAUGAAGGAGAACAACAAUUUCAAGUCAUCCAAGUUCCACGGGACGAAUAAAAUGGGCGGAAAGCUGCAGCACUCGUGGAGCAAGGAACAAAGUUUUGGGAAAGGUUCAUUGCAAGGUGGCCAUGGUGGAGGAGGAGGAGGAGAGGUGCCUGGAGGCUCUCCUGCUUGCUCAUCUUCUUCGGGUGGACUGCAGCCACUACUUCUAGGGGCCCCUGCGACGAGCCAACCGCAGCAAAACUACACGCAGCAACAGCAGAACCUUAAUACCGGUUUGAUGUCAAACCAGCAGGUGGUGUCGACGAUGAACCAGAUGAUUCCCCGAGCUACUGCGCUUUCCAUGGACAGCAGCGGAAACGCCUCUACUUGCGGGGACCAAGGCAGUAUGAUGCCGCUCGCGUCUGCGGCGAGCACUGCAGCCGGUAGUACUGCUGGUCCUUCUUUGACCGCAACUAGUACAACGAGCACCUUUCCCACCGCGUCUUCAAUGAGCAGCACAAAUUCAUCCAGCGCCUUGUUACCCCUGAAUGCCGCAACAGUUGCUAAGUCCAAGUCCCCAGUAGUGGAUUAUGCCGCCCGGGAGCGCACCCGCACGCUUUCCAACACCAUGGCAAAUCUGGCUGGACAGGCCGCACAGCAGCAGAUGCAGAGCGGUGCUGGUUCUUUGCUUCCCCUGGGUUUUCCCGCGCCGGCUACUAGUGUCGGACCGGCAGCAGGAAUAAACAGUGCUGGGGGUGGCAAGUCAGGUGCCCUGUCUGGGAACAACACGAUGAAUGCAGCUGCUGGCAACACGAUCACGAAAUUUAUCCCCGCUGCCACGCCAAAAGCGAGUACCCCCAUCUGUCAGCUGCCCGGAGUCGGCUUGUUGCAGGAAGGGAGUUCAUCUGGUGGUGCAUCUUCGGGAGUGCAGCAGCAGCAGCACCAGGCACACGAUACUAGUACGGGCACAGCAGGAGGAGCUUCGAGCAGUAGACCGAAUGUCCUCAGCAUUCCUCACCCGACGUUUGGUCAGCACCGAACCAGUCCUACUGGAUCCUCGUCGCAGCUGCAAGCAAGUUCUGCAGGCGUGGUGGACGAAAGUCUUCCGAGCCAAAAUCUAAGUCAGCAAAACACAGCUACGACCAUGCCUGGUCCGCAGCUGCCGCAAGUACUUCUACAGAACGCGGCCUCGAAUGAUCCUAACGCAGCUGCUUGCUCAUCCUCUUCUUUUCAUCAGGGCAGCUCUGCCCAGAAUUUCAAUCCAAACGCACCUCCAAACCCGACCGGGGCAGGCUCAGUACAACAUCAGUUGCCAGCACAGCAGGUCGUGGGCCCGCAACAGAAUCCGCAGUUGAUGCAACAGCAACAAGGUGGUCCUGCUCUACUCGGUCAACAACAACAUCAUGCUGGUGGGCAACAAGGGCAACAACUGCCGUUUCAGCAGAACAUGAACACCCCGAUGAAUCUUUCUGCCAACCCAAAAUCAACUUUUCCGGCGAACACGACGGCCAGCUACAAUGGCAGUGCGGGAAUCAACACAAUAAACUUGGCAAAUCAGAAUUCCCAGGGCCAGCACGGAACCUAUUCCACCAAUUACCUGCUGCCACCGCCCGCGCCGGGUAAUAGUAGUUCCACAGGAGGAGGUAUAGGCUCCGAACAACGGGGCAAGCCCGCGGCAAGCAUUUCGCAUCAUUUGGGAAGCGGUGGGGGAGCCGGUUCUAGCGGAACAAAUGGACCGCAUGCGAGCGGCAUGAACAACAACGCUGCCGGAGCUACUAACUAUGCGAACUACAGCAACAUGAUGGCGGCAGCGGCGGCGGCGGCGGCAGUGGGCGGGAAAAACGCGAGCAUGAUGAGCCACAACCAGCAGCAAAUUAAUAAUCAAGGGGCCGUGCAGCAUGCGCAACAUCAAGGCCAUCAACAGCAGCAGCUCCACAGUCAGUUGAACAAAAAAGACCCGUUGCAGGACAUGCUUUUCUCAUCUUUUUACAAGCAAGGGAACAAUAACAAGAAGAAGAAAAACCGGAGAUCUACCAGUUCCGAGAACAGCAGCAGUUCCGAGAGUAGUUCUUCCAGCUCUGACAGCUCCGAUUCCGACGAAGGCUCCUCAAACCGGCGGAAAAAGAAAAAGAAACAGAAGAAAAAGGAAAAGCAAAAAAAGCAGCGGGAAAAAUUCGAGGAGCAGAAAAGGGAAUUGGAACGGAUGAAACUACAGCUCGAGCAGGAAAAAGCACAAAUGAAAGCGGGAAAGCUGCCGACGCUGGUGGAGAAUACCUCCCAUGAGCAGGCAGGUGGAAAUAAGGUGGACAAGCCCGAAGAUGGUGAUAAUCUACUUCUAGUUGGACAAAACAACAAAGCAUCUUCGCCGUCCGCCUCCUCUUCCUUGGUCAUCGACCCGUCGCAUUCCCUGGGGGGUGAAGGAGGAGCUGCAAAAAAUCCGGCGACUUCUACUUGUGAGGACAACCAAAACCACGAGAAGGACAAGUUUGACCACACGACGGGCAAAAUAGAAGAGCAAGAGAAAGCCUCUGCGAAAGACGACAGCAGUGAAAUUAACUCUGUCGUCGACGAAAUCGGCAUCGCGUCGCCGUCGCAGAGUUCGGCGGACGAGCCAACACCGGCCGUUUCUAACCAAGAAUCUUCAUCCCACAAAAUGAAUUCGACCAAAGUAGAACAAGAACCCGCGCCGCCGGGGGACCAGACAGCCAAGAAUGCGACAUCUAAAGAGCAGAAAAAUAAGAAGCGCAACAGAUCCCCAUCGGAUAAUUCCUCUGACAGCGAGAAGGAGAAAAAGAAGAAGAAGAAAAAGAAGAACAAGCUUUCCAAUCUGCUCGCCCAAAACCCAAGUUUGCUCGCGGGCUUGUUGAAUCAGCAGCACAUUGGCGGCGGUAAGGGCGGUGGUGGUCCUAAUUCGUUGAAGGGCGGCGCAGGAACUGGUGCACCUGGCGGGAUGAUGAACCCGGCGCAUCUGAUCAACCCGGCCACGGGCUACCCGUAUCAUCAUCAUCAUCAUGCCGCACAUCACCAUCAUCAUCCCAUGGCGCACCAUCACAAAGGUGCGGCUGCUGCGUACAACCACAUGGGCGCCGCAAACCCAGCAGCCAUGUUCGGCGCAGCAGGGCCGUACGGUGGCGUGGUUCCCGGAGCCAUGCACGGGCAUCAGCACCACCACUACCCUAUCCUGUGUAAAAGUAUCGUACUCGUAUAAAUGCAAGUCUUGCAUAACAAAUCUUUUUCUUAAGGUAAAUCCGCAUUACAAAUUCUAUUUCUCAUGCUAGGAAAAUUUGUAAUGCAUUUAUACGAGUACGAUACUUUUGCAAUGCAUAUACCCCUAUGGAGGUGGGUACUACGGAGCUGCGGCGGGCCAUAUGGCCACCGCGACUACUUCCGCGUCGACCAGCACACUGGCUUCGUCGAAAGGCAGCGCGGGAAAGAAGGGAGCGGUAUGGGAUCCGGUGUAUGGCACGUGGAUGCCGGUGCAGAGCUAUCCAAGAAAAAAAGAUUGUAGAUGUAAGUGUAACUUUUUUGGAGAAACAGCAUUGCAAAUCUGUUUGGCAUGAGCAGGGUUAAGAUCCGUCAUGCGCAAAUAGCACGCGAAUAAAACGCACUUGGAUUAUGGACUCUACAAUGCAUGCCCAGCAUGUAGUUGACACACACGAGCAUCCGUGUAGUCGCUGGUGCGCAUCACAAAGUUACACUUGGCAAUGUUUUUUUCUUGCAUAAGAGCGCAGCUUCUAGCAAUCCAACUGGCGCGAAGAAAAAGAGAAAAAAGUCUGGAUCGAAGACAAAGAAGGACAAAGCUGCUAAGGAUAAUGCUUCCGAUGGUGGAGAGUCGUCCAAAGGCGGUGAUGUUGAACAACAAGUAGACACUGCGGCAGAUGUUGAACAAAAAGAAGCAAGCAAAGCCGAGAACAACAAGCAGGAGAUGAAAAAGCUGGACAAGACAAAGUCAGUAGCUGGAGAAAAAACCGCAGUUCUCUGCGCUGACGACGGUGCCGCCGGUUCAGCUCCGAAAAGCAAAAAGCGGGAUGGGGAACAACACGAAGGCGAAGAAGAAGCGACCAAAAAAUCUUCUGCUGAUGCAAAAGAACAGGAUAGUGUUCCUGCAAAUCGAAAAAAUCCAGAUCUUGAUGAGGACAAAUCGAGAUCGAGCCAAGUAGACAAAGGCGAGGAGGACAGUGAAGAAGAAGGCGAUGAGGAAAUUAUGCACGAGAACGACGAGGACAACAAGAUCUUGGAAAUUAUCCUGUGCAAAAGUAUCGUACUCGUAGCAAUUAUUGCAUUUCUGCAUUACAAAUCUCUACUUUCUCAAGGUAAAUCAGCAUUACAAAUUGAAUUUGUAAUGCUGGGGGAAUUUGUAAUGCAAUUUAUACUAGUAGUGCGAUACUUUUGCAGUUUAUAGAAAUCCAACAGCGGCAGUCCGAGCGCGCGUACAACGUGCAAACAGCCAAUCCCUACGCCAUCAGCGACUUCUACGGUCGUGGUGCAACUAGCACCAGCAGUCCUGAUCUAUUGGAGACGCCAGCAGCUGCACCGGCGGGGGGGAAGGAAAAGAAGAAACUGAAGGUGCAGCUGACACCAAAUGCAGACGCGAUGUUGAAAGACUGCAAGAAUGAACAGAACAAGAAGGCGAAACUAGACAAAUCAUCUUCUGCUGCGGCUAUUGUACCAAAUGACAAGGAUAAUAUGCACCAGCAAGAGAUUCUAUCAUCUCCCGAGUUACUAAGCGUUGCGAGCAGCAGCAAGUCCAGGGGAAAGCAGAAGAAUAACAGCCAAGGUAGAGCAGGAGAACCUGCGGCGGAGGUCCUUGCAGCUCGAAAAGAAGAUGUAGCAGGUGGAAAUAAGGACCAACAGAUGAUGCAAACCGCUGCGAUUCGCGACAGCCGAAAUCAUUCCUCGGUUUCCCGAGGGCGCGGAGGAGCAACUGGUCGAGGGGGGAGCAACAUCUUGAACCCCGGAAACAAUAGUGCAGCAGAGUUACAACAACUCAGUUCCAAGCAUUCCAGUUCCAAUUCCGGGCGACACCAAGACACGACCAACCGCCGGGCGCACCGAGCAGGACACCACUACGACCGCGGGCACAGAGGAGGACACCACAGUCGACGCGAUCACAGUCACCACCGAGACCGCGACCGGACAAGAGGUGGACCUUCAUCACACGGCUCCACGCGCCGGCACGGGGGCCACAACAAGCGCUCGAGGUCCAGAAGACGGCACCGCGGAGGAGGUGGUCGGGGUAACAAAGAUUGUAAUUCCAGGGGCAGGAGGCGAUCUUCGGGAGGUGGCUCGCCAAUGAACAAUAACCGAAGUCGUGACCGAGGCGGCGCGCGGAGCAACCGGACUUCGCCAGUGAUUGAAACGGAGUUUUCGCGACGAAACGCGGAGAUCAGCGCAGCGAAGGAUGCAGCAAGAAGGCAGGUGGAACUGUCGGCGGCAUCGGGGGCGGGAAAAGAAGGUACUUACUUACAUGUAAAUACAGUGGGUUGUAGAAGGUCUACUUUUUUUGAUCUUUGUUCGGUAGUGGUCGUCGUGUAUGGAGUUUUUGGUUCUAGUGGAGGAAUCAGAAUCACAUCAGUCGUUCGCCCUCGAAGUAAUUGAACUCGCAGGAGCAAAUUUCGCUCUCGCCGAAACCACCUACAUUUCAUUGAUGCCCCACCUCCAGGUACUACUUCUUCGAAAGACAAGGAUGUCGCCAGCGUUAUCGCCGGUAUUAAAAAUGCAGCGCCCGAGCAGGAAUUCUCCGCCGCGGCCGCACAACAGCAGCAGCAGCAGCCGACCACCCGGACGACCUCUUCUUCCAAGCACGAACCCAAGCGGCGGCGUGGUGAAAAGCCCCAGACAAAUGCGUUUGACGACCCCAGUAUGCGGAUUGAGCCGGUGAUCAAUUCACCGCGCAUCCCCAGGCACCGUGAUUUAAAGGCGCGGAAGAACGCUCAGCAUUUGAGCAGCGGAAAGAAAAAGGAGAAGAAGCACAAAAAGUCGUCCAGUUCCAAGAACGAAGGAAAUGGCACUAAAGACAAGGAGGAUCGAGGGCUGCAAAGUUCCAGGAGUUGUACUGGUCAACAUCGUGACAAGGACCACAAGAAGCACAAGAAGACCCGGAAUAAAACAACUUCAAGUGGCGGUCGCAGGCGGUCCGGUAGUUGUGUUGGGUCGGACGAAAUGGAAGAUAAGACCGCGACAACUUCGAAGAGCGACAAAUCCUUAAAUCUCGAGGGCACGAAAACCGAGGACGAAGAGCCACUGCCGCCGGCAAUCAAGCGGAAGAGAAGUCGGGAGCAGGACAAAAGCUCUAGGGCAGUUGUUCGGGGAAGCAAGACCCGCAGCACGGAGCAGGUGCUUGCGCAGCAGAGCAGCAAGACGAGAAGUGGGGCGACGAGUAAUCGAGCGGCGGGAGCUACGCGUUCGGGUACUAGUGCAGCAAGUAAGAAGAGAAGGACCAGCACUACGGGUACUAGUGGAAUAAACAAGGACAACAUUCAAUCUACUUUGGCUGUACAACAGCAUGCCACGACGUUGAGCGCGCAACAUCAAAAGGCGAACAGUAGCAACACCGCUGGAGGAAGCAGCAGCUCCACUUCUGGGAUGAAAUUGAAAAAGGUCAAAGGAGAUAGACAAAAACAAGCCACAUCAUCUGCGAAAACAUCAAACCAAGAGCUGCUAGAUCACGACGAGGAUGCGGACUCGGCUGAGGUCACGUUCGUGAGCAAAACAUGUUCGAAGGGAGCUGCUGGUGCAACGAAUAAACUGCAGAAGCUACCGCCACGCGGGCAGAUGAAGAUCGGACCCCUGCAGAAACUCCCUCAACGUGGCGGGGGUGGUGCUGCAGCCAUAGGUGGAGGUGUGCAGAAAGCUGCGCUGCAGAAGUUGCCGAGCAGAAAAUCUUUGCAGGGGAGCAAGUUGGGUGCACCAGCUGGUGCUGCGGGGAUAGUAGUACCAACGUCUACUUGUAGUUCUUCGGGACGAUCUUCUGCGAGGGCGGUCCUGGCAUCUGCGAAGGAGGCGCUCGGGAAGAUAGGAAUAAAGGCGCCACCUGUUCUUGCACCAGCAACUUCUGCAUCCUUGGUGUUGGACAAAACUUUCGGAGAAAAGCAAAAACCGCAAACAGCGACCAUAAAUGCAGCCUCUGCCACUACUAGCGCGACCGCAACGUCGAAGUUAUUGCUCGAGGGCAAGCACCACGAGGCAGUUCCGGAGAAGAACAAUAGUGCAGGAGGUGAAGCAACUACAGGGAGCAGCAAAAUGUCCGCAACCAGGGCUACGGCUUCGGCAAAGGAUUCUAGUACAGUCGCUGCGGAAGUACAUGAGAACAAGUCAUCUGGAACCAGUGCAAAAAAGCCAUCACUUCCUGCGGCUAGCACGGUGAAUAGUUGCGAGGCAGCCGCACCUGCGACCAACAGCACUUCUGCAGCAGCGACGACAGACGAGAAGGGGAUCAUGAAGCCCGCAACGGCGACUGCUGGCGCGGCCACAGAUAAUUCUACUACUGCAACGUCGUCUCUGACAGCGGACGAAAAGACAAAAGGAAGUCGCGACGAGGAGGCAUCUCCGGCACUACCAGCGCCAAUAGUACCAGUAGUUCCUUCUUCUGUUGAAAAGAUUGAUGACAAGAAGGAUCUGUAG